CUGGGGGCUGAGUGGGGAUGUGGGAGGGGGCUAGGGGAUGGAAAUGGGGCACACUGAGUGUUGAACGGGGCUGGGAGGCAGCGGGAGGGCUGGGAUCUCUGUAGUGCUGGGGGAGCACAGCUCCCACCCACCGCUGCUUUUCCCUUCCAGCCCCACGAACUGACCCCACAUAACGGCCCCAGAUGGCUCCAGUGAAGAUCAGCCACAUCGUUUCCUUCUCCUCCCAGGACCCCCGGUACCCCGUGGAGAACCUUCUGUGCCCCGAUGGCCGCCGGCCCUGGCUCAGUUGCCCCCAGGAGCGCAGCCGGCAGCUGAGGGUGGAGCUGCAGCUAGAGAGAGCUGUCCCCAUCGGCUACAUCGACGUCGGGAACUGGGGCUGCGCCUUCCUGCAGAUCGAGGUGGGUCGCUCUUCGUGGCCUCUUGACCGCCCCUACCUCACCCUGGUGCCCAGCGUCACGCUGAUGACACCGGCCGACUCCAAGCUGGACGUCAACCGCUGCAGCGUCCGCAUGUUUAAAGAAGCAGAUUUCCUGGUGCUGGCAGCGGGACAGAAGUGGGAUCGCCUGCGGCUCACCUGCAGCCAACCCUUCCGUCACCGCGGGCAGUUUGGGCUCUGCUUCAUCCGCGUGCGCGCGCCGCUGGACCCCGAGCUGUGCCACCCUGCAGUGGAGGAUGCUGAGCUCAUGGGCAGCCCCCAGCUCUCCAGCCCUGCUUCCUUGUGCCGGAUUCCCUCUGCAGAAGCACGCCUGAGCUCACGGGAGGAGGAGCAGCUGAAGAGGAGCCUGCAGCAGCUGGAGCCCAGCGCUGCAUCCCAUGCCUGGAGCCCAGGACAUCUCAGCCGCCCGGCACGCAUGGUGCUGUCAGCAGCACAGAGCCGUGCUGUGAGACCUCCACCCCAAAUCAGUGCCAGCGACCCGGGGAGCAGCACAGAGCAGGGACAGCCUGCAGCACGGGGUGCAGCAUUGGAAGUCCCAACAGCCCCCAAGCGUGUCCACAGGCAGUCAGGCAGCAGGCAGAGAGCUCGCAGAGCUGUGGGCAGGUCCCAUCAGCCUCUCGCCAGGAAUCCUGGGCCAGGAAGGAGAGUGAGAACGCAGGGCCACAACACGAGCGGAGGGGAGAGCAGCGGUGUGGAGAAGGCUCUGUGCCCUAUUUGCUCAGGUUCCUUCAGCACAGCUCUGCUCCCCGCUCACGCCUCCCGCUGUGGUGAGGAAGAAUCUGACCCCGAGGUGGAGCUGCUUUCCUCUGCCAGCAGCCCGGUGCUGUGCCCCAUCUGUGGGCUCUGCUUCAGCUCAGCAGAGGUGGAGCAACACUGCAGCACCUGUGGGGAGUGAUGGAUCCCCCCCAAGCAAUGAAAUGCAGAGAGAGACUCAGCCCCACUGUGCUACGGGGCAGGGACUGGGCACACUGUGGUUUGUGGUGCUCAUUCAUUCUGCCCCACGUGGCACGAGCUCAUUACAGGCACAGGAGAGGAGGCAGCAGGGCCCAGGGGACUGAAGGAAGAAGCCACGUUGCUGCUGCUUCCAUAUGCACCACUCAGCAGUGUGAACUGGACAAGUAUGUGUGAGCAUCUGACUACAGGUGGGGUGAUCGCCUCCCUCCCAGAGACACAGCGUGGGGUGUAGGGAAUGGGGGGCUGAUGGCAGCCCUGUGUGCCAAGUUUUAGGGCAGGCAGCAGCUCCUGGAGGUGGGAGAGAAAUAAAACAAAGGAGAGAAAAGAGAACUGCUGUGGUUGCAGCAUUGUCUGGAGGGGAUGGGGUGAGCACAAGGGGGAGGAGGAGGGAGAGGAGGAAGAUGGGGCAAAGCAUGGCGCAAAGCCCACCGUAAUGAUCAAGCUGCUGCUGGCCCUAGUG
Messenger RNA from Phasianus colchicus (ring-necked pheasant), 1850 nucleotides. Lineage: Eukaryota; Metazoa; Chordata; Aves; Galliformes; Phasianidae. The record is from RefSeq and is a predicted model, not a curated record.